This is a messenger RNA of Alexandromys fortis (reed vole), 950 nucleotides long. Its product is annotated as b(0,+)-type amino acid transporter 1-like. The record is from RefSeq and is a predicted model, not a curated record. Gene Ontology annotation, molecular function: L-cystine transmembrane transporter activity; neutral L-amino acid transmembrane transporter activity. Bases 1 to 600 code for a protein of 199 amino acids. Gene Ontology annotation, cellular component: membrane. The transcript is spliced from 5 exons. Lineage: Eukaryota; Metazoa; Chordata; Mammalia; Rodentia; Cricetidae. Gene Ontology annotation, biological process: amino acid transmembrane transport; L-cystine transport.
AUGGCGGUGCAGGGCCGGUCAGCUUUGCCCAGUGUGCUCUUGUUCCAACCCCUUCUGGAGGACACGCUAGCGCAUCCUCACCAGCGACCUCAGUGCUCCCGUUCUUCUUUCAGACUCAUCUACGUGGCAGGCCGAGAGGGCCACAUGCUCAAAGUGCUCUCGUAUGUCAGCGUCAAGCGCCUCACACCCGCCCCUGCCCUCAUAUUUUAUGGCAUCAUAGCCAUCAUUUACAUCAUCCCCGGUGACAUCAACUCCCUAGUCAAUUAUUUCAGUUUUGCUGCAUGGCUGUUUUAUGGGAUGACAAUUCUAGGACUCGUGGUGAUGAGAUUCACAAGGAAAGACCUAGAAAGGCCCAUCAAGGUGCCCAUCGUCAUCCCUAUCCUGGUGAUUCUCGUCUCCAUUUUUUUGGUGUUGGCCCCAAUCAUCAGUAAGCCAGCCUGGGAGUAUCUCUACUGUGUGCUGUUCAUACUGAGUGGACUUAUCUUCUACUUCCUGUUUGUUCACUACAAGUUCGGAUGGGCCCAGAGAAUCUCCAGGCCGGUCACCAAGCACCUGCAGUUGCUGAUGGAAGUUGUCCCACCAGAGAAGGACCCAGAGUAAACCGUCCAUCACACAUAGCCCAAAGCUACAAUCAAUUUAUUUUUGUAAGCAACUAUUUGUGGUUAUUUCUUCCUGGUGUUUUUCUUAAUGAAAACAUGUAUUCAGCUAUUUGUUUAAUGUUAUUAUUCUUAGCUAUCCUUAAUUCUCUGUGUUAAGGUUCUUAAGUAGAGGUAAGAGAUGUUUCCAGACGUUAUUAGGAGUGCUAGAUGUGGACGCAUGAUCAGGAGGCAAAAGCAGGUAGAUCUCUGUGACUUUGAGACCAGCCUGGUCUACAAUGAGUAUUCCAGGCUAGCCAGAACCUUGUCUCAGAAAUAAACAAAAACCCACGAGUUAGCAGGAGGCAUUACCUA